AAUUCACAGUCUACUAUUAUCACUCUUACAAGAUGUAAUCCUGUAGAACUCCACUCUUCAAACAAAACAGCUCCCUACACACACCACGAACCUUUGUGCUUCGCAUAUCCCCCCUCUUAAGAACCGCCCCUGUUGCUGCAUUAAAUACCAAACCUUAAUUAAAUAACUUGCUUCUUAAAUGAACACUACAAAUCCCAGUCCUACACUUGUAAAGUGCUUUGAGACACUGUGGGAUGAAAAUGCAUUACAGAUUUACAUUGAACAUGAGAUGAAUAAUGGUAUUAAGAUCCCAACUCUAAAAGGUCACAUCCGUUCAGGAGCCUGAAAUUUACAGGAAGGACCGUGAACAGUGCAGAAUAGUGACUGCUGUCUUCGUCAACAGGUUUAACUAGCUCUACAUUCUCUGCGUGCACUUUGUUCACUUCCAGGUUACUGCAGUACAAGCACUGGGUGCGCUUUAUUUUUUUAGCCUGCCAGGCCAACUUUCCUCAGUCAUACAGACCCGCAUCAAGCCCUGCGCGCUGCGACAUCGGCCUUCCUGUACAAGAAGACGGCUUCACCUCUAACCACUCAGAGGGCUCGAAAAAGCUGUCACGUAGAAGCAGAGCCAAUCAAUAACGAGAGGCGGACUUUCCUUUUCUUGGCCUAUGGUGUCCGCGGAACUCUUAAAGGGAAAUGUCAGAUCCAAUAGGAAAGCGGCGCUGUGGACGCCCCGCCUGAGAAAAAUGUUGAUUGAUAAGGCUCUUACCCAAUCAUAUGUUUUAUAGGAAUGGACCCAAAGUUUUUGGACCAAUCAGCUGCAGCAGUCCGCCUACCAAGCUCCGCCCCGGUAGAUGGCCAUUUUGUUUUGGACGUAGAGCGAGACGGUUUUUCCAACAUUUCUAAAAACAUGUUUGUUUAUUCAUAACUUUAACCCUUGGCGUUUCGGAACAAUCUUUCAGAAGGCCAGCGAACCUGGUGCGGGGUGCCGAGCUGUCUGUGUGCCAGGUGGCCGGAGCAGGAUGGACUACGAGAGGCGGGGCGGGCGGGGGGACCGCCUGGGCCGCUACGGCAGCGACCUCCAGGACCACGACUACCGGGACAUGGACUACCGGGCCUACGGGCGGGACGAGCCCGCGGGCCUGGGCUUCGAGCCGCUGGAGCAGGAGGAGCCCCCCUUCCCCCGCGAGGACAGGGGGUUCCGCCGGGCCGAGGACUUCCAGCGCUUCCGCAGGGAGGAGCGCGCCCACGAGUGCGAGCUGCUCGGCAGCGAGUACGAGCCCUUCGAGCCCCAGGAGCGGCCCAGGGAGUACGAGCCUCGCAGGAGGGGCUUCCGGCCCUACGGCCGGCCGGGGGGCUCCGCAGCGGAGUACGGCACCUCGGAGCUGGAGGAGGAGAGCUACAGCGGACCCCCUGCGCAGGAGGAGUAUGGCGAUCUGCACCCCGAGGACCCCGAGUUUCAGGGCCCGGACGACCAGCAGGAGUUCCCAGAGGCUGCCGUCUCCGGCCUGGCGGGGGGCCGGGGAUCCGAGGGGUACCACGCCCGUGAUGCUCUGGAGGAGUCGGCGGGCUUCCCUCCUGACCCGGACUUCCGGGACCAGGACUACCGCGCCGACUCGGGCGAGCAGAAAGCCAGCAACAUCAUCAUGCUGAGGAUGCUGCCUCCUGUCGCCACUGUCAACGAGAUCCGCUCCCACCUGCAGGAGCAGGGCAUCCAGCCCAGGGAGGUCCGGCUCAUGAGGAACAAGGCAUCAGGUCAGAGCCGAGGAUUCGCCUUCGUCGAGUUUAAUCACUUGCAGGACGCUGCGCGAUGGAUGGAGACCAAUCAGAGGGUGCUCACGAUCCUGGGCCAGAGGGUCUCGAUGCACUACAGCGAUCCCAAGCCCAGGGCGAAUGAAGACUGGCUCUGCAACAAGUGUGGCGUGCAGAACUUCAAGCGGCGAGAGAAGUGCUUCAAGUGCGGCGUGCCGAAGUCGGAAGCAGAGCUGAAGCUGCCCCUGGUCCGCAAAGACGUGCCCCUGGGCCAUCUGAAGGAGUCCUCCCAGGGCUUACUGCCCCUGCCCACCCUGUAUGCCCCUGCGGCCCCUGUCCUGCCCAUUGCUGGGGUGCCUGCUCAGAGCGGAGAAGUAGCCAAUGAUACUCUGAUUCUGCGUAACCUGGGCCCUCACACCACGCUGGAGUCCAUCCUGACAGCACUCUCACCCUUCGCCACUCUCUCGCCCUCCAACGUGCGGCUCAUCAAGGACAAGCAGACACAGCUCAAUCGUGGCUUCGCCUUCCUGCAGCUCUCCACCAUUGUGGAGGCAUCUCAGCUGCUGCAGAUCCUGCAGGCUCUCCAGCCGCCCCUCAACAUCGAUGGGAAGAGCAUCGCCGUUGAGUUCGCCAAGGGCUCCAAGCGCGACGUUUUUCUCACAGACAACAGCCGGGUCAGUGCUGCCACAGUGGCCAGUACAGCCAUUGCAGCUGCUCAGUGGGCUGUAACUCAGACAGCUCAGACGGCAGCAGCAGGUGCCCAGAGUGCCGAUUACAGCCUGUACCAGCAGGGGGCACUGUAUGGGGAGACGCAGGAGUAUUCACAAGCUUACGAGACGCAGAGCAAUCCACAUGGGAGCGGCACUGCUGCGGGCGCUGGGCUGAUAGGGUCAUACGUGGCCACAACUCAAGCAGCGACAGUCUCUUCAGAGCCAGAGGUGCCUGGUGUGGAUCCUGUACAGCUGCCCCAGACAACAGCAGCUCAGACGCCCAUGGUGACCACAGAAGCCAGCACACAGUCGGCCCAGGCUGUCCAGUACACCCAGCCAGCCACAGCUCACAAGACAGAGAUCAUCGGCAAACCCCAGCCAGCCGCCAGCAGCCAGCCUGCCACCCCUGGCACUCCCCUCGAGUACCAGCAGUACCCUGUUCCAGAUGUGUCUACCUACCAGUACGACGAGACUUCAGGCUAUUACUACGACCCCCUGACUGGUCUCUACUAUGACCCCAACUCCCAGUAUUACUUCAAUGCCCACACUCAGCAGUACAUGUACUGGGAUGGUGAGCGCCGCACCUACAUCCCUGCUGCCCAGCAGGGCUCUGAGGCCCAGCCUGCAGCCGCGUCCAGCGCCACUGUGCCCACACAGACUGCUGCCUGUAAUGCGUCCACCAAGGAGAAGAAGGACAAACCCAAGACCAAGACUGCCCAGCAGAUCGCCAAGGACAUGGAGCGCUGGGCCAAGAGCCUGAACAAACAGAAGGAGAACUUCCGCUCCACGCUGAUGCCCCUGAGCUCCUCCCGGGAGGACGAGAGGCGGGAGUCGGCCAGUGCGGACGCUGGCUACGCCAUCCUAGAGAAGAAGGGGACGCUGUCGGAACGCCCCCAGACGUUGAUGGAUCAGCUGAAACGCAGUGAGGAAAGAGGGAAGAGCAGCCCCCCGCAGGGCCUGGUGGCUGCCUACAGCGGGGAGAGCGACAGCGAGGAGGAGGGGGAGAAGGGGGCGGAUCGCGAGGAGCGGCUGACCGACUGGACCAAGCUGGCCUGCCUGCUCUGCAGGAGACAGUUCCCCAGCAAGGAGGCGCUGCUCCGGCACCAGCAGCUGUCCGAACUGCACAAGCAAAACCUGGAUCAGAGGAAAGCCCGCAUGACUGACCAGGAGGGAGCAGACCGAGAAGGAGAGCUGAGAUACAGAGAUCGAGCAGCAGAGCGGAGGGAGAAGAUCGGGUUCCCAGAACAGUCCGAUACCAAGAAGAGAAAGUACAGCUCCAUCGAUGGGGUGGCGGGGAACAGCCUGGGCGCCCGGAUGCUGCAGGGAGGGGUGAAGAGGAGCAUGCUCGCCCGAAACAUCCAGGUGGAGUGACAGGGAGAUAGGACCAUGAGAGACUGAGCUUUCAGCCCAGCAGGGACCAGGAGGGGCCGCUGGCCGUCGUCCACACUCCUGUUUCACGCCACCUUCAGAAGAUAUGGACUUGAGUGUUGGUCUGUCUUGUCACUGGUGCAGCUGUUGAGAAAAUCGGCCCCUACACUGCAAUACAAACUGGCAUAAGUACUGGCUUUGAGUGGAUCAGCGGACAACCCCUAGAGCCUCAAGGACACCUGUUUUUAUGUGCCCCCAGGAGGGCUGUGCCAGGGGUGGGCUGCUGCCCACAGGCACACAUUGUCCUCCCAGUGAAGCUCAGCUGAGGUGGGAGAAGUGCUGGCGCACUGUGCAGAGAUGCAGCGUCUUUCACAAAUUGAUUAAAGGUGCUGGAGUGCA
Molecule: messenger RNA, 4208 nt
Organism: Lepisosteus oculatus (spotted gar)
Lineage: Eukaryota; Metazoa; Chordata; Actinopteri; Semionotiformes; Lepisosteidae
Gene: rbm10
Product: RNA binding motif protein 10
Biological process (GO): mRNA splicing, via spliceosome
Cellular component (GO): nucleus
Molecular function (GO): RNA binding
Source: RefSeq, a predicted model, not a curated record